Molecule: messenger RNA, 885 nt
Organism: Oikopleura dioica
Lineage: Eukaryota; Metazoa; Chordata; Appendicularia; Copelata; Oikopleuridae
Source: the annotation of a GenBank genome assembly
AUGUCGAUCGUCAAUUGGGGAAUCUAUCUUGGCUAUGGAAUGUCUUACGGUCUUAAAACCCUUCUUCUCCAAGUGAAAUGGCUUGGAGUAGAAGACUCGUGGCGCUGGGCGUUUUGGCUCUCUACCGCUCUCGGAGUCGUCCUGAUUCCCUCAGUCUUUUUUCUGAUAAAAGAUCCUUCAGAUAAGUCAAAGUCAUCAAAUUAUUGCCAAGAAUCAGCAGAAACUUCUAAAUAUUUCUUUUCAAAAUGCAUCCAGCCGUCCAUUUUAUUCCUCAUCAUCGGCGGGACUUUGAGAAACUCGGCCGGAUAUGCCUGGGGUUACAAUCAAGUUCUCUUUCUUUCCGAGAAGGAGAGUUCCGAAGAUUAUAAUAUUGACCUGUGGCUGAUGACCUGCACCAUCCUCUGUGGCAUUCCAGGAGGCAUGCUCGGCGGAUACAUAAACGACAAGAUAAAGGCCUCGUCCACUGGCUUUAUCAGACUAAAAAGAUCCCUGAGAUUCGUCGCUGGGGCGCUUCUUCUUUCCUCGCCGCUUUUGACAGCUGGAUUUUAUAUGGAGCUCCCUAUUCUCUUCGCGCCACUUUUUAUUGGAUAUUUUAUUACUGAAAUGUGGUACGGGCCAUAUCUCGUUGCUGUGGCAGAGCUUUUUCCUGAAAAUUCUAGAGGCCAGGCGAUUGGCUACACAGUUUUCCUCCUCCGUCUUAUUGGUGGAAAUCUUCCAAGUCUUCUUAUUGGCCCGCUAAAAAGCUCCAUCGACUAUUUUUGGGCGCUGUUCAUCCUUAUUCCUGGAAUGAAUAUCCUCGCCGCCAUUAUUUUUCUUGCUAUUUCAUGCAUACCAUUCACUGAUAACGAAAGAUUUGAGAAAAAUACAGACUUUCACGAGUUUUGA